Messenger RNA from Electrophorus electricus (electric eel), 3555 nucleotides. RefSeq names its product ariadne homolog, ubiquitin-conjugating enzyme E2 binding protein, 1 like (gene arih1l). Gene Ontology annotation, molecular function: zinc ion binding; ubiquitin-protein transferase activity. The record is from RefSeq and is a predicted model, not a curated record. Gene Ontology annotation, biological process: protein ubiquitination. NCBI's taxonomy places the organism in Eukaryota, Metazoa, Chordata, Actinopteri, Gymnotiformes, Gymnotidae.
AGGCUUCGCAGUUAGCUGUUCCGGCUAAUGCGGUUGCAGUUCCUAGCCUGUAGGAGCUAGCUAGCAUCGGAGGAAUUUUUUUGAAUCAAGGAAUAUUUUCCGCUAAGACUCAUCUUGUUCCGUUCGCUGCCGCAGACCUCGCGUUUGCUAUUUUUGUCAUACGCCUAAAAUAUACCACGUAAUGGACUCGGACGAGGGUUACAAUUAUGAAUUUGACGACGAGGAAGAAUGCAGCGAGGACAGCGUUGAGGAGGAACCCGAAGACGACACCCUGGAUCUCGGAGAGGUGGAGUUGGUUGACCCUGUGGUAGCCGGCGGUGAACGGGAUGAAUGUGGAGAGACCGGGGGCAGUGGCCUUGGGGCUAGUCAGGAUGAAGAGGACUACCGAUUCGAAGUUUUAACAACUGAACAGAUCCUCCAGCACAUGGUUGAAUGUAUAAGGGAGGUCAACGAGGUCAUCCAGAAUCCUGCGACUAUAACCAGAAUACUCCUCAGUCACUUCAACUGGGACAAAGAGAAGCUUAUGGAGAGGUACUUUGACGGGAAUCUCGAUAAGUUGUUCUCGGAGUGCCAUGUCAUUAAUCCCAGUAAGAAGGCGAGGACGCGACCGAUGAGUACACGCUCCUCCAGCCAGGACAUGCACUGUCAGAUCUGCUACCUGAACUAUCCAAACUCGUACUUCACAGGUCUGGAGUGUGGGCAUAAGUUCUGCAUGCAGUGCUGGGGUGACUACCUGACUACCAAAAUUAUUGAGGAGGGCAUGGGUCAGACCAUCUCAUGUCCUGCUCACAACUGUGACAUUCUGGUUGAUGACAACACUGUAAUGCGGUUGAUCACCGAUUCAAAAGUGAAGUUAAAGUACCAACAUCUAAUCACAAAUAGUUUUGUAGAGUGUAAUAGGCUGCUGAAAUGGUGUCCGGCUCCUGACUGCCAUCACGUUAUUAAAGUGCAGUAUCCAGAUGCCAAACCAGUGCGCUGCAAAUGUGGCAGACAGUUCUGCUUCAACUGUGGAGAAAACUGGCAUGACCCAGUAAAGUGUAAGUGGUUGAGGAAAUGGAUUAAGAAAUGUGAUGAUGACAGUGAAACAUCUAACUGGAUUGCAGCAAAUACCAAGGAGUGCCCCAAAUGUCAUGUGACCAUCGAGAAGGAUGGUGGCUGUAACCACAUGGUGUGCCGUAACCAGAAUUGUAAGGCAGAGUUCUGUUGGGUCUGCCUGGGGCCCUGGGAGCCACACGGUUCUGCCUGGUACAACUGCAAUCGCUACAAUGAAGAUGACGCAAAAGCAGCGAGAGAUGCCCAAGAGAGGUCCCGUGCAGCAUUGCAGCGCUACCUCUUCUACUGCAACCGCUACAUGAACCAUAUGCAGAGCCUGCGCUUCGAGCACAAGCUGUACGCACAGGUGAAGCAGAAGAUGGAGGAGAUGCAGCAGCACAACAUGUCGUGGAUCGAGGUGCAGUUCCUGAAGAAGGCUGUGGAUGUGCUGUGCCAGUGCCGCUCCACGCUCAUGUUCACAUACGUCUUUGCCUUCUACCUCAAGAAGAACAACCAGUCCAUCAUAUUUGAGAACAAUCAGGCUGACCUGGAGAAUGCCACGGAGGUGCUGUCUGGCUAUCUGGAGCGAGACAUCUCCCAGGAUUCCUUGCAGGACAUUAAACAGAAAGUCCAGGAUAAGUAUAGAUACUGUGAGAGUCGGCGGCGUGUUCUUCUGCAGCAUGUGCACGAAGGCUAUGAGAAAGACUUAUGGGAGUACAUAGAGGACUGAGGAGUCCUUGAAUAAUGAACUGUGCAAGGAAGAACCCAACCCCACCUACCCCCACCAGUUCAAAGAGUGCUGUUGUCCCUCACCUCAGCACUUAUCUCAGCCAUCUCCAUACAUCCUGUGUUGCAUCCUCUUUUUCAUGGCUAUUGAUUUAUUUUUUGCUUGUUUGUUUUUAUUGAGAAUUUAAGUUAAUUUUAUUCUAAUAAAAAGUUAGACUAUUAAAGACAACCCCUGAUGUCAGUAUUGCAGUUUGCAGUGGAGUUGAUUGUGAACACUGCAAGAUUCUUCUUUCCUACAGUGGUUUUUGUGGAGACUUCCUCAGUAGUCUGUUUCGUUUUCUUUAGUUUCUUCAUUUUUUUUAGUAGUUUGAAAAUGGGCAUAGCUUUACAUGUUGGAGCCAUGUGCAGUUGUGUUUAGAAUGCUUGUGUGCGUGGCUUAAAGCUUGUUUUCUCAAGAGCAGAGGUCUUUAGGCGCUGGGAAAGGAGACAUAUUUCAAGCUGUAAAUAAUGUAUGUGCAUGGAACAUGGCAUGGGAUGCAUUUCUCUUUUUUGCUUCUUUUUUUCCCCAAAAUAUUUAUUUCUUUACAGAUAUUCAAAAAAUGCGUGGCAACCCAGUGUGGUGGGGUCAUGUUCUCUCAACUUCAGUUAUUUGGGUUGGAUUUUUAGUUUUAGUUUUUAAGGGGUGGGAAUGUUAAUCCUCAGAUGCAAGAGGACAUAAACACAAGCAAGGGGCACAGUAUCAACUCCCCCAUGAGGACAUGCAGGGAGCCUUGACAUUAAGUACAUUUUGAGUAGAAGUACUCCAGUUGUUGGAUGCAACAGAGCCCUUCCUAAGUUGUACGUGUAUGUGGCCCUGGACCAGACUGCUUUUAGGUUGGCUGGUAUGGAACUAUCCAGCUAUCCUUACUUUGUCACUGACCUGCACAUUUUCUCAGCCUAAUUAAAGGCCAUGCCUUUCCUAAAACAACUAUGAUUUGAUAAUUAAUACGCUACUAGUUUCAUGAGAGCAAACAUGAGUGAUAUUCACUCAGCAGACAGCACACCUCCCUAGAGCUUUUACCUUUUUAAUCAUUAUUUUAAAAUAUGCACCUGCACCUUUUGGGUUUGAGGAGGCAGAUGGCAUAUUAUAAACAUUUAUAUGAUGCACUAGCCAGCCAGGUGGUGUCCAGAUUCAUUAACACUAAGAUGUGGAAAAGUAGUAAAUUGAAGCUUUUGUAAUGGAUCCAGCAUUUUUGGAAGUUGUCCUGUGUUUUAAGCUUAUUCAGAACCAUGCUAACACUACUAAUGUACAGAGUGGUUCCAAACCUCCAGUUCACCAUGUAUGACCAAAUCUGGCACUCACGGGGAAUAUGCACAUUCAAAAUUUGUGUGAUUUGUUCGAUGGGGAGAAUUCUCACCCCCCCCCCCACCCCACCCUUGCCUUUUUGAGAGAUUUCAAAGGAACUUAUUUGAAUGCUCUGUAAUAUUUUCCAACAUCUCAGAAAUUUGCAUAUGUAUCUGAACCUGGUUUGUAAGGUAGCUGGCACCGUUUACUAUCAUUGUCACUCUCAUGGCUUUUAAAGGGUCUUGCCUGGAGUGUACAUAGUUGUGUGUUUUCCUCAAACUCUCAUCGCAAGACGCCUAAAGGACUUCUCUGUUGGCUGUGCUGGGAGUUCUUUUCACCAAAGUGUGGAUCUAGAAUAAAAAAAAAAACUCAAAAACUGCCUCUGAUCGGAGAAAUGUUCUUCAGUGGCUUUCAUGUGUUAUAACCAUUCUUACAAACAAAUGUCCUAUUUAAAUAAAUCUCAUUCAAAAGUA